Messenger RNA from Herpailurus yagouaroundi (jaguarundi), 3125 nucleotides. It is a transcript of the gene BFSP1, whose product is annotated as beaded filament structural protein 1. The transcript is spliced from 12 exons. NCBI's taxonomy places the organism in Eukaryota, Metazoa, Chordata, Mammalia, Carnivora, Felidae. Gene Ontology annotation, biological process: lens fiber cell development. Gene Ontology annotation, cellular component: cytoplasm; intermediate filament. Gene Ontology annotation, molecular function: structural constituent of eye lens. The coding region runs from base 670 to 2955 and encodes 761 amino acids. The record is from RefSeq and is a predicted model, not a curated record.
AGAGUGAGGUUGACUGGGGCGUGAGGAGAACGACGGUGGGCGGCUUUCCCCGAGCAGCAGUCCAGAGGGAGGACCCGGGGGAGCCGAGGAGCGGGCUGCAGCGCCGAAAACGCGUCCCGCAUUUUUUUACCUACUUUGGUGCGAUUCCCGCCGUCCUCCCCUGAUUGGCCCAGCCCGGCACCGUCGGGCCCUCGCGUGAGGGAAAAAUCUGCACAUUCUUCCCUCUUCCCGAGGCGACUGUGGCCAUUCAGAGUGCUCUGUGAGUCACCGCUAAUUUCAGGUGAUGCUAAUGCGGCUGGUUGGGCACCACGCUUUGAGAAGAAUGAACCCACCUGUAUCACACUGCAGCUGGAACCCUUUGUUUCUCUGCCUGGGACUCAGCGGCCCCUCCACCUGUAAAGUCUUCAAAGAGGAACUCCUGCUGGAUGGCUGAGUCAGCUAAGCUCUGGGUUUCAGGGCAGAUCAUGAUCUCACGGUUUCCCCCAGCAAUCAUAAUGUUGCCUAACUUGGAUCAUCUGCACUCAUCCAACUGAAGUCCGAGUCACUGCAAGAAGCUUCUGUUUUCUUCCAACCACGUCAAGAAGUUUUCUCCUGGCUCUUCUAACAUGUGACUUUCAACUUAAGACCUCUCCCGUUCAGUUUCACUCAGCUUUGCCAGGCUGCACAGGAAUGGGAGCUGCAUGGUCCGCUAAUCCGGCGCACAAAAGCAGGCCUGCUGCUCUUUUAUUCUUCCGGGGGCUGGGCGCCGUGUUGAGCUCGACAGCUGAUCGGCUCUGGAACGUCCCAGCAGCGUGCCUGGGCCCCCCCGAUGUUUAUUUAGCGUCCCGCCGCCCCAGCGCACGGCCUCCCCGAGCCGGUUCGCGCGCGCUCGCCCGCACCGGAGCCAUGUACCGGCGCAGCUACGUCUUCCAGACCCGCAAGGAGCAGUACGAGCGCGCCGAGGAGGCGCCGCGCGCCGCCGAGCCCGAUAGCCUGGCGGAGGGCCGGACGGCGGCGCCCAGCCUGGCCGCGCUGCAGGGGCUCGGCGAGCGCGUGGCUGCUCACGUCCAGCGGGCCCGCGCGCUCGAGCAGCGCCACGCCGUCCUCCGGCGGCAGCUGGACGCCUUCCAGCGCCUGGGCGAGCUGGCCGGGCCCGAGGACGCCCUCGCCCGCCACGUCGAGGGCAACCUCCAGCGCGCCCGGGACCUGGCGGCCGAGCGCACGCGGCUGGAGCGCCAGGGUGCGGAGGCGCAGCGCGUGCUCGACGAGUUCCGCUGCAAGUAUGAAAACGAGUGUGAAUGUCAGCUGCUCCUAAAAGAAAUGCUGGAACGGCUUAACAAGGAAGCUGAUGAAGCCUUACUGCAUAACCUGCGCCUUCAGAUCGAAGCCCAGUUUCUGCAGGAUGAUAUCAGUGCAGCAAAGGACAGGUACAAAAAGAAUCUUCUGGAAAUUCAGACCUAUGUCACCAUCCUGCAGCAGAUUGUCCAGACCACCCCUCAAGCAUCUGCCAUUACAAGUGGGAUGAGGGAGGAGAAGCUCCUGACAGAACGAGAAGCCACUGUCCUGCAGAGCCAGCUGGAGGAGGGCCGGGAGGUAGUGUCCCUCCUGCAGGCACAGAGAGCCGAGCUGCAGGCCCAGACGGCGGCCCUGGAACAGGCUAUUAAAGAUGCCCACGAGUGUUACGAUGACGAGAUUCAGCUCUAUAACGAGCAGAUCGAAAGCCUGCGGAAGGAGAUUGAGGAGACUGAGAGGAGCCUGGAGAGGUCUUCCUAUGACUGCCGGCAGCUGGUGGUCGCCCAGCAGACCCUGAAGAACGAGCUGGAGCGGUACCACCGGAUCAUUGAGAACGAAGGCAACAGGCUGAGCUCUGCCUUCAUUGAAACUCCUGUCACCCUGUUCACCCCAAGCCAUGGAACCUUUCUCAGCUCUCGGCUUGGUGGGAAAGAUCUCACUAGGGCUGUGCAGGAUAUAACAGCAGCAAAACCAAGACAGAAAGGUCUCCCCAAGAACAUUCCAAGGAAAAAGGAGAUUAUAGCUAAAGACAAAGCUGAUGAGAGUCUGGAAGACAUACCACUGAAAGGUCCAGAAGACACAAAGCUGGUACAGGUGGUACCCAAAGAAGAAGGUGAGUCUAAGCUUGAAUUAGGAGCCGAAGAAGCAAGUCUCCCAACCCCAGAAGGGGCUCCAGAAGACGUGCCAGAUGGAGGGCAGAUAAGCAAAGCCUUUGGGAAACUGUUCAAGAAGGUCAAAGACAAAGUGAAAAGCCCCAAAGAACCCGAACCUCCGGCUGACCUCUACACCAAAGGGAGGUACGUGCUGGUUUCUGGGGAUGCCAGUUAUGUGGACCCUGGGUUCUGUUCCUUCUCCAUCCCAGCCAAAGGCGGAGUGGUUAUUUCCAUUGAGGAUGACUCUGUACAUCACGACAGCACUGUGGAGCCCUCUCCUGAGCCGCCCGGGCCCCCUGUGGAGAAUGGACAGGGGGACCUUCAGGAGAAGGAAGGCGGAAAGGCACCUGACCAGCAUACUGCCGACAAGAAGAAUGAGAUUAGUGCCGAAGAACCGAAAGGGCCUGGGGAGAAACAUGAUGACCAGAAGGAAGAGAAGGAAAAGGAGGAGGAGGAGGAGGAGGAGGAGGAGGAGGAGGAGGAGGAGGAGGAGGAAGAGGAGGAGGAGUCGUCGUCGUCCAAGGGGCCCUGUCCCGUGAUCACACCUGGUCCAGAGGGACCAUCUACACCCCAGUCGCAAAGGCCUGGGGUCGGUCAGGGUGGAUCUGGGGGGCAUACGGCUAGGAGCAGUGAUGCACAGGAGAGAAGUCCGCCCAGGACUUUGGCAUAUGAGAAGGUGGAAGUGAUGGAAUCCAUUGAGAAGUUUUCCACGGAGAGCAUCCAGACGUAUGAAGAAACGGCUGUCAUCGUGGAGACCAUGAUUGGGAAGACAAAGGCAAACAAGAAGAAAUCGGGAGAGAAGAGCUCUUAAAAUGCCCGGGGUCAGUGGGAAACAACGUCUUUGGGGCCACUGUAGGGGAAGUGCCUUGAUAUUUUAGAACAGAUGACAAAAGAGUGAAGGUUCCUUGUUUGGAUUAGACCAUAGUUGGCCCUUCUGACGUUGCCAAUGAAGCCUUAAUUAAAAAGUUUUCUUUGCUUGCA